Molecule: messenger RNA, 1199 nt
Organism: Ornithodoros turicata
Lineage: Eukaryota; Metazoa; Arthropoda; Arachnida; Ixodida; Argasidae
Product: aurora kinase C-like
Exons: 10
Coding region: 205-1122 (305 amino acids)
Biological process (GO): regulation of cytokinesis; mitotic spindle organization; protein phosphorylation
Cellular component (GO): chromosome passenger complex; kinetochore; spindle microtubule
Molecular function (GO): ATP binding; protein kinase activity
Source: RefSeq, a predicted model, not a curated record
CAUAGCCAUGCCAGCCAUGCCUAUUGCUAUCGUGCUCAUACGAAAAUUUGAAUUCAACGGUUCAGUACUUCGACGAAUGUCCUGUGAGCCAGUGUAGAUUUGUGCCCGGUAUCCCGUGCUCGUGGUCAAGUUUUCGAUCCGUGUGCAGGUCUGUUCUUGCUCUUGCCAAGUCUCCCAGAGGAAUCCUGAACUGGUUAUAUAAACAUGGCAGACAAAGAGAACGUGCCAAGCUCCGCUAAUACGCCUACAAAUGAUGAUGAGCAAAGCUCUCAAGUGGUUCCGAAGCCCCCAAAGCGGAGGACAUGCUUGGAAUGGACACUGAAAGAUUUUGACAUUGGCAGGCCACUUGGAAAGGGAAAGUUUGGCAACGUGUAUCUUGCUCGAGAGAAGCAGAGCAAGUUCAUCAUUGCACUGAAGGUAAUGUUCAAGUCUCAGUUGCAAAAGUAUGGUGUUGAACAUCAGCUUAGGCGGGAGAUUGAAAUCCAGUCACAUCUCAGGCAUCCUCACAUCUUGCGGCUGUAUGGCUACUUUCACGAUGAAACCAGAGUAUACCUGAUCCUUGAAUAUGCUCCGAAGGGGGAGCUCUACAAAGAGCUCAGGAGGUGCAAGGUGUUUGAUGAAAAGAGAACAGCCACGUACAUCUAUCAGAUGUGCAACGCACUUAAAUACUGCCACAGCAGGAAGGUUAUCCACAGGGACAUCAAGCCAGAAAAUCUCUUGCUGGGCUAUCACGGGGAGUUGAAAAUAGCAGAUUUUGGCUGGUCCGUUCAUGCACCAUCCUCCAGGAGGAACACCAUGUGUGGCACCAUGGACUACAUUCCCCCAGAAAUGCUAGAUGGAAGGGUGUACGACGAGCAUGUUGACCUGUGGUCUAUGGGGGUUCUCACUUACGAGUUCCUAGUGGGAAGACCUCCCUUCGAGUCCAGCACCUCGGAUGAGACUUACAGACGCAUUCGCCACAUUGAGAUGCACUACCCUCGUCAUUUAUCUCCUGAAGCCAUAGACUUCAUUGGAAGGUUUCUCAAGCUUGUUCCUCAAGAGAGGAUGUCCCUUGAUCAAGCCUUAAAGCACCCGUGGGUGGAGAAAAAUGCAGAUACCACCUUUGUUGCAAAGACCCUUUGAAGCCGCUAUACCGUGUAGACGUACACUUGACUGCCUUGUAUUAUACAUUGAAAUACACUUUUACCAUGCUUUUUUUC